CCACACCCCCCGCCGAUGGACCGCUUCAUCUCAUCUCUCUCCCUCAAGUCCUCCUCAUCGCCACCCACCCUUGUAUCAAAAAAGUGCAAUCACCCACGACCAUCUUUCUCAGUCAUCAGCUCAUCAGUCACAUAUAGCAUCGUCUCUAAAAUCUUAGUCAAUUAAGAAGAACUCCGCCAUGUCGCAAGAACAAGACCCCGAUAUGAUCGAAGAGGAGGACGAGGAGGCCCUCAUCUCGGGACCGCUGCUCGUAGCGAAACUACAGGAAGCUGGUAUAUCGGCAUCAGACACCAAGAAGCUCCAAGAUGCCGGUCUUAAUACCAUCGAAGCCGUCGCAUUUACGCCGAAGAAGACGUUGUUGACAAUCAAGGGAAUUAGCGAGGCCAAGGCAGACAAGAUCCUCACCGAAGCAUGCAAGCUAGUCCCGAUGGGAUUCACCACGGCGACCGAAAUUCACUCUAGGAGAAGCGAGCUCGUCCAUAUUACGACCGGAGCAACUGGACUGGAUACGAUUCUAGGUGGAGGUAUCGAGACCGGGGCUAUCACUGAACUCUAUGGCGAAUUCCGAACGGGUAAAUCCCAAAUUUGCCAUACCCUCGCUGUCACCUGUCAACUCCCGAUCAGUAUGGGCGGAGGAGAGGGUAAAUGCCUGUACAUCGAUACCGAGGGGACUUUCCGACCCGCACGUAUGCUGGCCGUCGCCGAGCGCUAUGGGCUCAACGGAGAAGAGGUACUGGACAACAUUGCUUAUGCGAGAGCGUACAAUGCGGAGCAUCAGUUGAGCUUAUUGAUACAAGCUAGCGCGAUGAUGGCGGAAUCCAGGUUCGCCUUGCUCAUCGUGGACUCGUGUACUUCGCUGUAUCGUACCGACUUUUCAGGACGAGGAGAGUUAUCGGCACGUCAGAUGCAUUUAGCAAAGUUUCUGAGGAUGUUGAUGCGACUCUCGGACGAGUUUGGAGUGGCGGUAGUGGUUACCAACCAGGUCGUAGCGCAAGUAGACGGUGCCAUGUUUGCCGGUGCCGAUCCGAAAAAGCCGAUUGGAGGAAACAUCAUGGCACACGCCUCCACAACACGGCUCUCCUUGCGAAAGGGUCGAGGAGCGACCCGAGUGGCCAAGAUUGUCGAUUCGCCCGAAUUACCUGAAGCGGAGGCUGUCUAUUCCAUCAAUGCGGACGGUAUUGGCGAACCCCUGGAAGAUGGGUCGUAGGCGUCUCAUUCCGGGUAUCUCGUGUCCGUUUCCUACUCCCUUUCUAUCAUUGCUUGAUUCCCUCGACUCUGUCCUUUAUAUUCCCUUCUUUGGAUAGCCCGACUGUAUGCACAUUCGAAAUAACCUGGUUGUAAUCGAGAUAUACCAAGAUCUAGCGAAAGAUGAGGCUCCC
This is a messenger RNA of Filobasidium floriforme, 1379 nucleotides long. RefSeq names its product putative recombinase. The record is from RefSeq and is a predicted model, not a curated record. Gene Ontology annotation, cellular component: condensed nuclear chromosome. Gene Ontology annotation, biological process: mitotic recombination; double-strand break repair via homologous recombination; mitotic recombination-dependent replication fork processing. Bases 179 to 1207 code for a protein of 342 amino acids. The transcript is spliced from 8 exons. Gene Ontology annotation, molecular function: ATP hydrolysis activity; DNA strand exchange activity; ATP binding. Lineage: Eukaryota; Fungi; Basidiomycota; Tremellomycetes; Filobasidiales; Filobasidiaceae.